Messenger RNA from Peromyscus eremicus (cactus mouse), 2493 nucleotides. It is a transcript of the gene Trpv5, whose product is annotated as transient receptor potential cation channel subfamily V member 5. Bases 1 to 2172 code for a protein of 723 amino acids. The transcript is spliced from 15 exons. Gene Ontology annotation, cellular component: membrane. The record is from RefSeq and is a predicted model, not a curated record. Gene Ontology annotation, biological process: calcium ion import across plasma membrane. Lineage: Eukaryota; Metazoa; Chordata; Mammalia; Rodentia; Cricetidae. Gene Ontology annotation, molecular function: protein binding; calcium channel activity.
AUGGGGGCAAAAAGGCCUUGGAUCCAACUCCAGAAACUUCUCAGCUGGUGGGUCAGAGAACAAGACUGGGAUCAGCACUUGGAUCAGCUUCACAUGCUACAACAGAAGAGUAUUAGGGAGUCUCCACUACUCAGAGCAGCCAAGGAAAAUGAUCUGUGUACGCUUAAGAAACUUCAGCUUGACCAGAACUGUGACUUUCGACAAAGAGGAGCCCUCGGGGAGACAGCGCUUCAUGUAGCAGCCCUCUAUGACAACCUGGAUGCUGCUGUAAUGCUGAUGGAGGCUGCCCCAUACCUGGUCACAGAGUCCACAUUGUGUGAGCCAUUUGUAGGUCAGACUGCACUACACAUCGCAGUCAUGAACCAGAAUGUGAACCUGGUCCGAGCCCUGCUUGCCAGAGGGGCCAGUGUCUCCGCCAGAGCUAUAGGCUCCGCCUUCCACCGCAGUCCCCACAACCUCAUCUACUAUGGAGAGCACCCUUUGUCCUUUGCUGCCUGUGUGGGCAGCGAGGAGAUUGUUAGGCUGCUCAUUGAACAUGGAGCUGACAUCCGGGCCCAGGACUCCCUGGGAAACACAGUACUGCACAUACUCAUCUUGCAGCCCAACAAAACCUUUGCCUGCCAGAUGUACAACCUGUUACUGUCCUAUGAUGGGGGAGACCACCUGAAGUCCCUGGAACUUGUGCCCAACAACCAGGGACUCACCCCCUUCAAGCUGGCUGGGGUGGAAGGCAACACUGUGAUGUUUCAACACCUGAUGCAGAAACGGAAGCAUAUCCAGUGGUCCUGUGGGCCACUAACAUCUUCCCUCUAUGACAUCACAGAGAUUGAUUCCUGGGGCGAGGAGUUGUCCUUCCUGGAGCUUGUGGUUUCCUCCAAGAAGAAAGAGGCUCGCCACAUUCUAGAACAGACCCCAGUGAAAGAGCUGGUGAGCCUGAAGUGGAAGAAGUAUGGGCAGCCUUACUUCUGCCUCCUGGGCGCUCUGUACAUCUUUUACAUGAUCUGCUUCACCACAUGCUGUGUUUACCGCCCGCUCAAGUUCCGUGACACCAACCGAACACAUUCUCGAGAUAACACCAUCAUGGAACAGAAAACACUACAGGAAGCAUAUGUGACUUACCAGGAUGAUAUCCGGCUAGUGGGGGAGCUGGUGACAGUCAUUGGGGCUGUGGUUAUUCUACUUCUAGAGAUCCCAGACAUCUUCAGAGUUGGUGCCUCUCGCUACUUUGGACAGACAGUUCUUGGGGGACCAUUCCAUGUCAUCAUCAUCACCUAUGCCUCCCUUGUGCUGGUGACCAUGGUGAUGAGGCUUACCAGUGUGAAUGGGGAGGCGGUGCCCAUAUCCAUGGCCCUGGUGCUGGGCUGGUGUAGUGUCAUGUACUUUGCCCGAGGAUUCCAGAUGCUGGGCCCCUUCACAAUCAUGAUUCAGAAGAUGAUUUUUGGAGACCUACUACGCUUCUGCUGGCUGAUGGCUAUGGUCAUCCUGGGAUUUGCCUCAGCCUUCUGUAUCAUUUUCCAGACAGAGAACCCAGACAGUCUGGGGGAAUUCUCCGACUACCCCACAGCACUGUUCAGCACCUUUGAGCUUUUCCUCACCAACAUCGAUGGCCCUGCCAACUACAGCGUGGAUCUGCCCUUCAUGUACAACCUCACCUAUUCUGCUUUCGCCAUCAUUGCCACCCUGCUCAUGCUCAACUUGUUCAUUGCCAUGAUGGGGGACACUCACUGGCGAGUGGCCCAGGAGAGGGAUGAGCUCUGGAGAGCACAGGUUGUGGCCACCACAGUGAUGCUGGAGAGGAAAAUGCCUCGUUUCCUGUGGCCUCGAUCCGGUAUCUGUGGUUGCGAGUACGGCCUGGGGGACCGCUGGUUCUUACGGGUCGAGUACCACCAUGACCAGAAUCCUUACCGAGUACUUCGCUAUGUGGAAGCCUUCAAAUCUUCAGACAAAGAGGAGGUGCAAGAGCAGCUAUCUGAGAAACAGCCUUCUGGGACUGAGACUGGCACUUUAGCUAGAGGCUCUGUGGUCCUCCAAACACCUCCUCUGUCUAGGACUACAUCCCUAAGCAGCAGUAGCCACCGUGGCUGGGAAAUUCUCCGUCGAAAUACCCUGGGACAUUUGAAUCUUGGACUAGACCUUGGUGAGGGGGAUGGAGAGGAGAUCUACCAUUUCUAAAGAGGAUCCUGCUACUUUAGAACUAGCCCCAGGUGGGCCAAGAUGUGGGAAGAGAGAGGGUUAGGGAGGAAGAGGGACAGAAAAAGGGAGAGACCUGGUUCUGCAAGAAUCUGACUAAUGGUUGUGAGUUGUGGGAAGGUAUAUAUAAAAUAUUCUUUAAGGGGCAAUAUAUCACCCUUUACAUUUCAGCAUUUGUAGAGAUGGGCAGUGGUCAUCUAUUGUACAUACCUUUUGGGUUCCUCUAAGGCUCAUAUCUUGAGAAACUGGCAACUGAGGACAUGAAAUGAGGACACUGACAUCUUUGAUUAACAUCUGGACGAU